AUGUCCCCAGAAGAAUCAUGGGAGCACAAAGAAGACAUCAGUGAAGCAGAGCCAGUGGGUGGCUCCUUUGGAGGUGGAAGGCCCCCAGAGGAAAGUGCCCAGGAGAUGAUGGAGGAGGAAGAGGAGGUACCAGAACCCAAAUCUGUGGAUACACCGCCAGGUGCUCCUAAGAAGGAACAUCUCAGUCUUUGGCAGCACCACCUCAUCGCCCUUGACGUCCAGCGUGUGAGCAGGUCCCGCUGGCAGAGGGCACUUUCGGAUGAGCAUGGAUGCCCCCCACAGCAGCUCCACCACUGGGAUAUUUGGCUUUGGGUCAGGACGGAGUGGGAGAACUGGUCUCAAGAACCCUUUCUGGGGAGGGUUGAAUCCGAACUCCCUGGGUGCAGCUGGCCAGAGCACACCCUCUACCUUCCACAUGGCCAGCACACCUCAGGACACGUCUGGGAUUGCAGCCACCACCUCGGGCUUUGGAGCUACGACCCAGAUCACCCGCAGCAGGACCAGUUCCUUAGUGUAUGGCAGUACCACCCCAUCACCCUUCAUGUCCUGGGUGCCAGCAGGCCCCGCUGGCAGUGGGGGCUUUGGGAUGAGCGUGGCUGCCCCCAACAGCAGCUCCACCACAAGGACGUUCCACUUUGCGGCAAGGUGGAGUCGGAAAACUGGUGGUACAGCACCUUUCGAAGGAGGCUUGAUUUAGAAAUCCCAGGGUGCUGCUGGACAGAAUACAUCCUCUGUCUGCCACGUGGCCAGCACGCCUCAGAACACAUCUGUGUUUGCAGCUACCACCUCGGGCUUUGGAGCUACGACCCAGACCACCAGCAGUGGGACCAGUAGCUCAGUGUUUGACAGCGGCACCUCAUCACCCUUCAUGUCUGGGGUAUCAGCAGGCCCUGCUCACAGUUGGGGCUUUGGGGUGAGCGUGGCUGCCCCC
Messenger RNA from Manis pentadactyla (Chinese pangolin), 931 nucleotides. RefSeq lists its product as uncharacterized. Bases 1 to 834 code for a protein of 277 amino acids. The transcript has 4 exons. NCBI's taxonomy places the organism in Eukaryota, Metazoa, Chordata, Mammalia, Pholidota, Manidae. The record is from RefSeq and is a predicted model, not a curated record.